UUUAGUCAAAAUGGCGGAUGAUUGUGAAGAAAAAGAUUUAAGUUAUGAAAGCCUGUUGCAGCGUCACAAGAAAGAAAAGAAAGAUCUCCUUGGAAAGAUCCAGUCUCUUAAGCAUUCUGUACCCAAAGGUGACAAGAAAAAGAAAAAAGAAAUAACCCUUGAAAUAGCUAAACUGGAAGCAGAACUAGAAGACAGACACAAGAAAGAAAUUAAUGAAUACUCCAGUGAAAAGAAGACAGAAAAUUUAAAUGAUGUUACCAACAAACUAGAGAAUGUUCAAGUAUCAAAUACCUCUGAAGAAACUGGAACAAAGWCAUCUCGAGCUGCAAAAAGGAGAGCUAAAAAAACAGCACAAGAACARGAAAGAGAAAGAAGAAUAGCAGAAGCAGAAAUAGAAAAUGUCAAUUGUGCUCGCAAUGUUGAAAUAGAACAGAUGAAACAAAUUUUAAAGGAAAGAAAUUUAGAAAUACAUGAGAUUACUCCAGAUGGUCACUGUUUAUAUAAUGCUUUGGCGCACCAACUUAGAAGAAAAAAAUUACAAUUUGAAUAUGAACAGCUUCGACAACAAGCAGGAAAUUAUAUGUUAUCACACAGUGAAGAUUUUAUACCAUUUCUCAUUCACUCAGAGACAGGAGAGCUWUAUACACAAGAUGAGUUUAUGAAGUAUUGUAAAGAUGUAGCAACAACGUCAGUGUGGGGUGGRCAGUUAGAGCUGCAAGCAUUGUCACAUGUCCUUCAAAUGCCCAUUGAAGUUAUUCAAGCAAAUUCGGCAGCCAUUAAAAUAGGGGAAGAGUUCAAUCAUUCAUCAAGUCCAUUAUUGUUAUCGUACCACCAUCAUGCGUAUGGUCUUGGUGAACACUACAAUUCACUUAUACCUAUCACAAGUAUAGAAGUCGAAGAUAAUUAUGUAGAAUAAUUAUUAAUGAAAAUAAAAGUGUAAUAMUUAGGACAUUGUUUAAUGUAGAGUUGAUGUAUUUUACAAUGUAAAUUGGGUUCAUUCUAUGAGUACUGGAAGAAGAAUGAAGGAUUAUUUUGUACUGAGGCGACACCCUGCAAUACAUAAAACAACAAUAGAUUCCAGUACACAUAGGAACACCUGUAAAUUGAUUUGCAAAUAUCAAUAUAAAUACACUACUGGAUUUUGGAUUUCCUGUGUAAUUUGAUUGGCCUGUGACCAAAACACAAAAGCAACAGACUUUAUCUUCGCAGAUCAAAGACUUGUCAUCACUUUAAUACAUCAAUUUGAUUUUCCUAUCAAAUUUUUGACAUAAAUUUGUCACUUGGGAUUUUCAUCUUCAUUUUGUUUUUGAGAACCAUCUUCUGGUUUCAUGGCGGGGAAGAAAA
Molecule: messenger RNA, 1344 nt
Organism: Exaiptasia diaphana
Lineage: Eukaryota; Metazoa; Cnidaria; Anthozoa; Actiniaria; Aiptasiidae
Product: deubiquitinase OTUD6B
Exons: 9
Coding region: 11-916 (301 amino acids)
Biological process (GO): protein deubiquitination
Molecular function (GO): cysteine-type deubiquitinase activity
Source: RefSeq, a predicted model, not a curated record